UUCCUCCUCUCUUAGUUUGAAGAGUUGGUGUUGUGUGUUUGUGAGCGAAUAACUUUUCUGAACUUCUCUCAUCAUUGCUCCCGAACUCCUGAAAAAUAACACAAAGAAACAGAAUCUCAAAAAGAGACAACAGUAUUCUCAGAAGGAUUUGACUGAAUCAAGAUGCUGCUGAUCAUUGAAGCUCUUCUUCUCAUUUUAGCUGCUCUAGGACAGGAUCACAGAGCUGCUGCAGGAAAGAUAUUUCCAUUGAAUAUGGCACUGAAUUCAGUUGAUGACCAAUAUGAGGGCUGUAGAGAGAAAAUGGCGAAUCUGGUGAAGACAAAAUAUCUGAAGAAGGAAAUCAAGAACUCAGCUAAAUAUAAAAUUAGUUGGCAAUUAGGUGAAAAGUUUGUCAACUUCCCAAAAGGUCACUUGACAAGGAAUCAUUUAAUUGCCAUUUACGUGUACAGUGAUAGUAAUGUAUAUCAUCAUUUUAAUCCUGAUACUCGUUACGGUAAAAAACAGUACAAACAAAUGACAUACAAAUGGUAUUCACUUCACUUUCUGUUAACAGAAGCGAUGCAGAUUCUGAAGAAAGCACAAAAUAAAUGCAGGGUAACGUAUCGUGGUACUACAGCUGAAUUUAAUAAGUAUGUUCUGAACAAAGAGAUUCGAUUCGGUUCAUUUACAUCCUCCUCUCUUGAUCGUAAUGUAGCACAAGGUUUUGGAAGUAAAUCUUGUUUUGAAAUCUACACAUGUGAAAGUGCUGAUGUGACUAAAUAUUCGAAGUAUCCUAAUGAGAAAGAGGUGCUGAUUCCUCCAUAUGAGAAGUUUAAAGUCACUGCUGUUAGGACAAGAAAAUAUCAGCAAAAUCUCUGGUGUGACACUGUGUUCACUUUGAAAAGCUCUGGAAAAGUAAGUUACCAGAACUGUGCAGUGGCAUUCAAGAAACCAUCCAAGAACUACUAAUGUUAUUCACUGAAAAAAGUGCUUGGGAUUUAUCAGUUCCACACAAGUAAAUAUAAAAGAAAUCUUACUCUUGAUUUAGUUUAAUUCUUUGUCAACAAACAUUUUUUGUUCACAUAUAAUGGACAUUCUGAAAUAAAAUUAUG
Megalobrama amblycephala (Wuchang bream) is the source of this 1091-nucleotide messenger RNA. RefSeq names its product NAD(P)(+)--arginine ADP-ribosyltransferase 2-like. The transcript is spliced from 3 exons. Bases 163 to 948 code for a protein of 261 amino acids. The record is from RefSeq and is a predicted model, not a curated record. Gene Ontology annotation, molecular function: NAD+-protein-arginine ADP-ribosyltransferase activity; NAD+ poly-ADP-ribosyltransferase activity. Lineage: Eukaryota; Metazoa; Chordata; Actinopteri; Cypriniformes; Xenocyprididae.